Molecule: messenger RNA, 729 nt
Organism: Pelecanus crispus (Dalmatian pelican)
Lineage: Eukaryota; Metazoa; Chordata; Aves; Pelecaniformes; Pelecanidae
Source: RefSeq, a predicted model, not a curated record
UAGGUGAUGAAGUAUACGUUCCUCAGUUGCUUGCAGUGGCAUCACGUCUGAGGGACACCGCAGAACUGUUCCAAUCAGAUGAGAUGCGCCCAGCUAAUGACCCCAAGGAGCGAGCUCCUAUCAGAGUCAGGAUGCUCAAUGAUGUGCUACAAAGCUUGGAGAAAAGCUUCCUGGUUCAUCGAGCUCCCCCAGGACUUUACAGAAAUAUUCUUUACAAACUAGAUGAAAGGACAAGCCAGUUUUCAGUACUGCUAAAGGCACUGGAGCACUGCAAACUACAUCAGUCAAAUGAGACCAUUCAAGCAGCCUUGUCAGAGGUGCUGAACAGCAUCAAUUCAGCUCAGGUUUACUUCAAAGCAGGACUUGAUGUGUUUGAGACUACCUUAGCUGGAAAGAAAUGAGAGGAUUCUCUGCAUUCUAAGACGUUUGUUUACAACUCGCUAAACAGAAGUUCGACUUGGACCAGAAUUUCUCUGAGGAUGAAACCUUUCUCAACUUUUCUUUCAGUUGGCUCUUAAAGGUACUGCAAUGCGUGUUUUUAUAAAAAUAAAACAGUCUUUUGCACUGUUCACAGUAUAUCUCAAAUGUCUGCUUCUGAAUGUAUAAAACAUAAUGAGAGGGAAUAACACUUAAGAUAUGAUUUUUAGAAGGACAUCUGCUGUAUUUUUAUAUAUAAAAUGUAUUUUUAUGACUAAGAGCUCGAUCUUGCAAAGUACCGAGCACAUCCUG